Molecule: messenger RNA, 1806 nt
Organism: Athene cunicularia (burrowing owl)
Lineage: Eukaryota; Metazoa; Chordata; Aves; Strigiformes; Strigidae
Gene: C1H3orf38
Product: chromosome 1 C3orf38 homolog
Exons: 2
Source: RefSeq, a predicted model, not a curated record
UCUUUACUUGCAGAAGCCAUUCAUGCCAUAUUGGUUUACAGCCAAAAUGUAGAAGAACUUUUGAAACGCAGGAAAGUCUAUCGAGAAAUAAUUUUUAAGUAUUUGGCAGCACAAGGAAUUCCAGUGCCUCCUUCCUCUGAGAAACAUCUACUCAUUGAUCGUGUAAAGCAGUACUGGAGCGGGCAGCUCACAACACAUGUGUCAGAGUCAGGGGAGAGAAAACCACACACAGAGAGUCGUGGAGAGAGACAAAAGUCACCACAAGAUGACAUUCAUGAUCUAGGAGAAGAAUUCUGUCAAUGGUUCUUCAAACUCCUGAAUUCUCAACAUCCCUUGGGAGUAAAAUCUGAAGAAAGAUGGGGACCACAGCAUUUUUGGGAGGAUGCCAAAAUGAAGUUCUGUUACAACACGUUAGAAAAAAACAUGGAAGAAUAUGUUGGUGCAGAAAUGGUGAGCCUUCGUCUGCUGUCCUUGGUUAAAGAAGAAUAUCUUCUAUUCAACCCUAAUUUGAAUGCCAGUGGACUGAAAUGUGUCAUGUCUCCACAUGGGUUAGUACUGGUGGCAGUGGCUGGCACGCUACAUAGAGACAAUACUUGUCUGGGCAUCUUUGAACAAAUUUUUGGACUCAUUAGCUGUCCUGUUAGGGACAAUACCUGGAAAAUAAAAGUUGUGAAUCUUAAAGUAGUUGGACAGAAUGUUCUGGAGCCUGGGAUGCAAAUCGAGAAACCCUCCAUAAAAUACGAGUCAUACCAACUGCAAGAGUUGUAUGAUGGGAAAGAACUGAGUGUGAAGCUCUGAAAUUCUGAGCAGUUUUUUCACAGCUGAAUGUGGGACCACACACCCCUUGUAGUGCAUAGUUGAAUAUUGAAAUGGUUGCAGCCAUGAGAUGUUGUCUCUUUUUUGAGUCAGACUUGCUGGAUGACAAACUGAGAUACAGAGUCUAAGGUAUUAAUACAAGCAAUGCUUUUGGGCACCUUUCUGAGUGUUAACAAAUAUUUCAGAGUAUUAUUUUAGAUUUUGUACUGUAGUUAAGAAUGGAGUUACUUUGGUUACUCUUGGUUAUGAAACAUGGUUACAUUUAAAUAUGGGUUGGCAGCAGUAUGUAAUGAACUAGAUGACACAGGGUUCACAGUCUUCAGGUUGUUUCUCUUCAGGUCUCCAGUUUAAACUCUUGCCUGAGUUGUAACAGAAAGUCAUUACAUCUGCCUUUUGGAAAUUAGGAUUGGUGAGUGUCUUAAGUGGACAUCUAAGUCUCGAGAAAACCAUCUGCAGCCUUAGGAGUUUUUGGAGAGAACAGACAAAAUACUGUGAAUGGAGUCUGCUGCCAUUUAUGUUCUAAAUGUAGUUCCGUCACGGUACCGUUGAAGUUUUUUCUCUUUGGGUUAAUAGCUUCCUUUCCUUUAUUACUGAUGGUUCCAACUUCAUAGUGAAUACAGAAAGACUCUCUGUUGUUCUAUCUAUGUCCCCAAGCAGACAAAUUUGAGAUGGUUGCCCAGGCAUCCAUUUCUAGCAUUGACUCUCCUGGAUCAAGCAGUCGAUUUCAUGACUUAGAGCAGCACUGUAUGAACCAAAUGCUUUGAUAAUUAUUUUGUAUAUACUUACAACAGAGUUUUUAAUAUAUUAGUUGUGAUUUUUGUAUGUGUUCUUCAAUUAAGAAUUUUAUCUAGUUUAAGCUGCUAUAUUACAUUGACUAGAAGUCAAUUUGUUAACACUGGGCAGUUACGACAGGUGAUAUUAAAUAAUCCAGUUACUACUUAAUAACAAAUUAUUGCUGUUGUAGAACUUGCAUUUUUCUACCUUUUUUUU